AUGAACUCAGGAUGUUACCCAUGUUCUCGGCGCCGCAUCCAUUGUGAUCGCACCGAGCCUACUUGCCAAAAGUGUGCUGCCCGAGGUUUACAAUGUACUGGGCUAGGGCUCAAAUUACGCUUCCCAUAUGGUGCUCCGAUUUCUAUAUCCACUACCUCAGAAGCACCAGGGACAGGCCAUCGAAGCAGGUCAAACGCAUUUCCUGCGCAAGAUCCCGUCUUCACCUCGCAAAGCAGCUCUGACCAGACGUUCCCGCCAGUAAUACUAAACGAUUUUGGAAGCACUGAAGACGUACCGCCCUCCAUUUUCUUGAGCAACGAAGACAUUUCCCGUUUUACAAAUAGCAGCUCACGACAAGACAUUCACGAAAACUUAUCUAGCUACAGCGCCGUUGAGACUGGCGUGGAACCUGGAAAGCAUGAGACAGCUUUGGCCAGGUUCAAUCAGAUUGGGGGUAUGCCUCAUAUCCCCACCGAAAAUACUCCAUUAUGGAAAAGAAUGAUGUGCAAAUACUUCUCGGAUAAUAUCGCUCCUGAAAUGACUGCCAUCGACGGAAGUCACAACGAAUGGCGUCAUUUGGUUCUAUCACUCGCCCAGGCAGAUAACUUAGUAAUGGAUGCAGUUGUAACAGUGGCAUUUUACCAUCUCGAAUUGAACAGAUUCACGCAGGCCCAUAGGAGAACAAAAUGCGAACUCUCAACCACCCGGAACGACCUACGAGACCCAAACGAGAUGUACAAUCGAGUAAUCCUGGGCCUCCGUAGCCAACCAGAGCUAAACAGCGGGGAUGUCAAUAUCAAGAUUUCUGUUUCAAUAACUAUCCUCAUCCUAUUUGUUGGAGCGAUGGUCACCGGGGGUUCAGACUUUCUGUUGUUGUCUAGGAUGCUAGAAUCCGCAAUAGAGGCAAUGGGCGGUGAAGACAAUCUCCCACGAGUCUAUGCUUCAGAUUUUAUAAGAAAACAAAACCACAAGAUCCGUAUUUAUGCUGCCCCGCUCCUUAAUGAGAAUAGGGGAAUCCAGUUCAUAUCGUCACAAUCCCACAAGGAGCAGCUAUUCAAUUCCCUCACUCAUAGGUUAUCGGAUUACCCUGAGCAUAGUCCAACAAUGAUGUUGGUGAGAGACUUGGUGCAACAAGCCCUAGACUUAUACAUUGAACAAGUCGAUUGCCGGACGGAUGACCAGACUUCUGGGGUACUUGGACAUAUGACCUCCAUGAUUCGAGUUCAACACUUUAAAGAAACCUUAGAAGCGUUUCCUCAAGGAGCACCUGGCGAAAGGGUUCUGGUCUGGGCAUGCUUCAUCGCGGCCUCUGCGAGCAUCUUGGACGAGCACAAAGAAUUCUUUGAACAAAUACUUCUCCGGCAUCAGUCAAGGAAUGGAUUCAUUAACAUCCUCGAGGGUCUAGAAUACUUGAGAAGGAUUUGGAGUCGAACGUCCCAAGAGAGGUGGACAUCACUUCUCGCCCAAGUCAAUGUUCUUGUCAUGUAG
This is a messenger RNA of Clonostachys solani, 1488 nucleotides long. NCBI's taxonomy places the organism in Eukaryota, Fungi, Ascomycota, Sordariomycetes, Hypocreales, Bionectriaceae. The record is from the annotation of a GenBank genome assembly.